Molecule: messenger RNA, 768 nt
Organism: Knipowitschia caucasica
Lineage: Eukaryota; Metazoa; Chordata; Actinopteri; Gobiiformes; Gobiidae
Source: the annotation of a GenBank genome assembly
AUGUCGCUACAGGUUGUUUCCAGAGAAGCGGUCGCGGGUUGCAUCUCGCUCGGAGCCGUGUUGUUGGCCGGGUAUUACUUGGGCAGAAGAAAGUCAACCAUGAGUUUGAUCUCCAAAAGCCACUGCGGAAGCCAGAAAGACCCUCUGAUGCAGUAUCUACUCACCCACUCGCUCAGAGAACACCCAGUGCUCAAGAAACUACGAGAGAGGACGAUGGAGGAUCGCUGGAACAUCAUGAUGGUGGCCUGUGAGCAGUCCCAGUUCAUGGUGAAUCUGGCAAAACUCAUCCGAGCCAAAAAGGUGGCAGAGAUCGGAGUUUACACCGGAUACAACACUCUCAACAUGGCGCUGUCUCUACCAGAGGACGGAGUCAUCGUGGCCUGUGACAUCAGCGAAGAGUACACCAGCAUCGGAAAGCCUUUCUGGAAAGAGGCUGGAGUUGAGAAAAAGAUUGACCUGCGUUUACAACCAGCUGUGACCACUUUAGACGGUCUUAUCGCCGCUGGAGAAUCGGACACGUUUGACUUCAUUUUCAUUGACGCAGACAAAACAAACUACGACAACUACUACGAACGCUCUCUGAAGCUGCUGCGAAAAGGAGGAGUCAUCGCUAUCGACAACGUGCUGUGGGGGGGCAGAGUCCUGGAUCCCAGAGACGAAGACUCCGUGGCCAUCGACAAACUCAACAAGAAAAUCGUGCGAGACGUCAGGGUCAGUCUGAGCAUGCUGCCGGUGGGAGACGGACUCACGCUCGCAAUCAAACUGUAA